Messenger RNA from Cylindrotheca closterium, 741 nucleotides. Lineage: Eukaryota; Bacillariophyta; Bacillariophyceae; Bacillariales; Bacillariaceae. The record is from the annotation of a GenBank genome assembly.
AUGAAGCUUUCACUUUUUUGCGUAUCUCUAGCUAUCGCUCAGGUUACAUCCUUUGUUUCCACUGGUGGAAAUCUGGGUGUCCGCCACUCAAGCAGCACCAGCACCGUUAUUACUAGUGUUCUACCGGGUGACGACGAUUGGGCAGGGGAUGUCGUUUCGGGUGGAACCAUUCGUGGAUGUUCGGUACAACAAGUGGGUGAAUCAAUUACGGAUUGGAUUGUUACUAUUGAUGGUGUCGAAGCUGAUUUGGGAAGAUUUAGUGAGGCCAUUUACAAAAAGAUUACAGGUGAUGCCAAACAACAAAGCUUCCAAGGAUUCCGACCUGGAACCAUUCCACCUCAUCUGCAACCGACAUACAAGGCAUUUGCUAUGGACGAGUGUGCUCGGGAGACAGUCUUGGAAGCUAUGCAACAAAACAACAUUCGGCCUUUUACCGACGCUCGAAACGACUUUUUUAUUGAGAGCGUGAGUGUGCCGCCACCCAAGAAGAAGGGUGGAAAGAAGAAAAAGGGUGGCCGCAAAAAGAAGGCAAUGGCAGCGGCGGAAGCACCAGUCGUUGAAGAGCCAGAAUCCGAGCCUCAAUGGAAGACUUAUGAAACCAUGAAGGAGGCAAUUGAUGCUGGAUGGAUUCCCGGGCAGAGCUUCAGUUUCGUUUGUAAAAACGUGAAGGGACAAAAGGUCCUUGCCCCAAAAGAUGUGCAAGGUGCUGAACCAAUAAUGAAGCCUUUUGAUAGAUUAUGA